AUGUCAUUGUGAAUGUAUUCAAUAACUAAGUUUCUUUCUCUCUCCAUUCCUUCAUUGCUAUGUCACUGUUUCCCUGAAUAAUGAAUCAUCAGACCGUUGCAUGGGGGACUCAGGAUGGUACCAGGCAGAUAAAACCUCGGCGUUGACCGUGGAGAAGCUUGUGGAAAAACUGCGUAGAAAAUCUAAUGGAUGAAGAUGAGAAAGACAGGGCAAAGAGAGCUUCUCGAAACAAGUCUGAGAAGAAGCGUCGGGACCAGUUCAAUGUUCUCAUCAAAGAGCUUAGCUCCAUGCUCCCUGGCAACACGCGGAAAAUGGACAAAACCACCGUGCUGGAAAAGGUCAUUGGAUUUUUACAGAAACACAAUGAAGUCUCAGCGCAAACGGAAAUCUGUGAUAUUCAGCAAGACUGGAAGCCUUCAUUCCUCAGUAAUGAAGAAUUCACCCAGCUGAUGUUGGAGGCGUUAGACGGCUUCAUCAUCGCAGUGACCACGGAUGGCAGCAUCCUCUAUGUUUCAGACAGUAUCACGCCUCUCCUGGGGCAUUUACCGUCAGAUGUCAUGGAUCAGAAUUUGUUAAAUUUUCUUCCAGAACAAGAACAUUCAGAAGUUUAUAAAAUGCUCUCUUCCCAUAUGCUUGUGACAGAUUCCCCCUCCCCAGAAUACUUAAAAUCUGACAACGAUUUAGAGUUUUAUUGCCAUCUUCUCAGAGGCAGCUUGAACCCAAAGGAAUUUCCAACUUAUGAAUACAUAAAAUUUGUAGGAAAUUUUCGCUCUUACAACAAUGUGCCUAGCCCCUCUUGUAAUGGCUUUGACGGCACCCUUUCAAGGCCCUGCCGGCUGCCGCUGGGAAAGGAGGUCUGCUUCAUCGCCACAGUUCGUCUGGCAACACCACAGUUCUUAAAGGAAAUGUGCAUAGUUGACGAACCUUUAGAGGAAUUCACUUCAAGGCAUAGCUUGGAAUGGAAAUUUUUAUUUCUGGAUCACAGAGCCCCUCCGAUCAUAGGAUACCUGCCUUUUGAAGUUUUGGGGACCUCAGGCUAUGACUACUACCACAUUGACGAUCUGGAGCUCCUGGCCAGGUGCCAUCAGCACUUGAUGCAGUUUGGUAAAGGGAAGUCCUGUUGCUACCGGUUCCUCACCAAAGGCCAGCAGUGGAUUUGGCUGCAGACGCAUUACUACAUCACUUACCACCAGUGGAACUCCAAGCCCGAGUUCAUCGUGUGCACGCACUCGGUCGUCAGUUACGCGGAUGUCCGGGUAGAAAGGAGGCAGGAGCUGGCUUUGGAAGACCCACCACCCGAGGCCAUCCACCCUUCAGCACUCAAGGACAAGGGCUCCAGCCUGGACCCUCAGCAGCACUUUAACGCACUUGACGCAGGCACCUUGGGCCUUAACACCAGUCAUUCACCAUCAGUGUCCUCCAGAAGCUCCCACAAAUCCUCACACACGGCCAUGUCAGAACCCGCCUCUGCCCCAAGCAAGCUGAUGGCAGAGGCCAGCACCACGGCUUUGCCGAGACCAGCCACCCUGCCCCAAGAGCUCCCCGUGCCAGGGCUCAGCCAGGCAGCCACAAUGCCGGCUCCCCUGCCUGCCCCGUCAUCCUGUGACCUCACACAGCAGCUCCUGCCUCAGACCAUUUUGCAGAACCCACCUGCCCCCAUGACACAGUUCUCAGCACAGUUCAGCAUGUUCCAGACCAUCAAAGACCAGCUAGAGCAGCGGACACGGAUCCUGCAAGCUAACAUCCGGUGGCAGCAGGAGGAGCUCCACAAGAUCCAGGAGCAGCUCUGCCUGGUCCAGGACUCCAAUAUCCAGAUGUUCCUGCAGCAGCCAGCUGUUUCCCUGAGCUUCAGCAGCGCAACGCGGCCUGAGGCUCAGCAGCAACUCCAGCAGAGGUCAGCCCCAGCCUCCCAGCCCCAGCUUGUGGCCAGCCCUCAACUCCCAGGGCAGAUUGCCUCUGCCCAGGUGGCAAACCAGCACCUGCUCAGAGAAUCAAGUGUGAUAUCAACCCAGGGUCCACGGCCAAUGAGAAGCUCACAGAUGAUGCAGGGAAGUGGCCACUCAGUGAGCAGCUUGACGCCCCAGUUCAGCAGCACCACGGCUGUGCUCCCACCAGCUCUGAGCCUGACCACGCUUGCUUCUGCCUCCCAGGAUGGCAGCCAGUGCCAGCCCAGCCCAGACUUUGGUCAUGAUCGGCAGCUCAGGCUAUUGCUGAGCCAGCCCAUCCAGCCCAUGAUGCCUGGGUCCUGUGAUGCGAGGCAGCCCUCAGAGGUCAGCAGGACUGGACGGCAAGUCAAGUAUCCGCAGAGCCAGGCCGUGUUUCAAAAUGCAGACAUGCACACCACCAGCAGCAGCACCUCGCCCCCCGUCCUGCUGAUGGGACAGGCGGUGCCUCAGCCCAGCUUCCCCGCCGCCGCCUCCAGGCAGUCACCCCUGCAGCCCGCACAGGCCCCGCAGCAGGCACAGCACUUCCUGCAGGUACAGGCACCGACCUCUUUGCACAGUGAGCAGCAGGACUCCCUACUUCUCUCCACCUACUCGCAACCGCCAGGGACCCUGGGCUACCCACCCCCACCCCAGCCCCCACGCCCACCCCGAAGGGUCAGCAGCCUGUCUGAGUCCUCGGGCCUCCAGCAGCCGCCCCGGUAGUGCCCUGGCACCUCAGUCGGGUCACAAUCAGCUUUAACCAAUGGACGGACAAUGGGAGUGGCCACAGGAGUGGGGGAGAGGAGUUUUAAACCCUUGGCUUUUAUGCACACUGCAUACAUUUCAGAACUCCUGGAUGGUAACCUUCUCCGGAGCAUAGCAGCUGGCAUGUGACACAUGAUCAGAGUACUGGCCGUAUUUCCCUUGCCUGUGUGUUUCUCGGGCACACUCUACAGCCAUACUCGGAUGGGAACCGAGUGCCCCCGCGUAAGUGUCGUUACUCAGUUGACUUAGCAGGUGGCACGGCUCGCUGCGUCCUCCUGAGAGAGCGCACUGGUCCCUCUAGCCGGCACGCUUGCUAGCUGGCCUUCACUCUCUUGACCCUCUUUUCUUUGCAUUCGAGAAGCACUGGGUCAGAGAUCUGUUGAAGAGAGAGAAUAAAGAGAUUAUUUUUCAUUAUUUUUAAAUGGUUGUUUUUGUUUUAAUUUGCACAGCUGCACAGAGGAGAUAACUUAGGCACUUUCAGGUUUUAAAAAUAAUAAGGUCUCCUGACUUCAUUUGGAGACCGCAGUAACAAAACCAGCCCACCAAUCAGAUGGCAGAGCUGGUCAUUCUUCACCAGGCUGCAGACCCACACCCUCUGGCCUAAAACCUAAUGGAAGGAGGUUCUUCACCCCAUGCCCGUUCUGGUGAUUAUUGUUUCCCCUAAAUAUAACACUGGACUGUUCCUGUUUACUUGGUUGAUUGCAACUACAAAGGCCGACUCAAAGCAAAGCACAAUCAUGCAGCUGAUGUUCCGGAAUUCUGUCGGGAACUAUGAGACUUUGGAGGAAGAGGUUCCACAAGCCAGACAGGCCUGUGGAGCCCCAGGUCCCCGAGGAGACCCCACCACGCACCGGCCCCUUGAGUCAGAAUGCUGCAUCUUUCUACAGAUCUUUCAUGAUAAGACCGAGGAUUGGAUUCUCCUUUUCAAAAUGCACUUUGCUUUUUUUUGUAUGUUUUGUUAUGUUGAGAUGUUUCUAAAGAAAAAGGUUUUAUGUAAAAGACGAAGUGUAGUGAACUGUACAGCUGUUGUAAUAAUGACCUAUUUCUAUAUAAAAUAAAAUUGUAUGGAUUAUGUGUAAAUUAUUUUGUAUCUGAGACGCCAGUUCCUUUCCCAAAUAUAAAAGUAUAAAAGUUUUCCUGUGUUUUUCUGUGAGUGGAAAUUUUGUAAUAAAUUAACGAAUUUGUACAAUU
Molecule: messenger RNA, 3881 nt
Organism: Herpailurus yagouaroundi (jaguarundi)
Lineage: Eukaryota; Metazoa; Chordata; Mammalia; Carnivora; Felidae
Gene: NPAS2
Product: neuronal PAS domain protein 2
Exons: 21
Coding region: 186-2648 (820 amino acids)
Biological process (GO): circadian regulation of gene expression; regulation of transcription by RNA polymerase II
Cellular component (GO): cytoplasm; CLOCK-BMAL transcription complex; nucleus
Molecular function (GO): protein dimerization activity; RNA polymerase II cis-regulatory region sequence-specific DNA binding; DNA-binding transcription factor activity, RNA polymerase II-specific
Source: RefSeq, a predicted model, not a curated record